Molecule: messenger RNA, 1275 nt
Organism: Argentina anserina (silverweed cinquefoil)
Lineage: Eukaryota; Viridiplantae; Streptophyta; Magnoliopsida; Rosales; Rosaceae
Product: expansin-A11
Exons: 3
Coding region: 38-808 (256 amino acids)
Biological process (GO): plant-type cell wall organization
Cellular component (GO): extracellular region
Source: RefSeq, a predicted model, not a curated record
UCUGCUCUGAGCUAGUUAGCAAGAAGUAAUAUUAAGAAUGGAGGCCAUGGCCAAACUCGUUUCUGCAUUGGCAAUCUUGCUCAGUGUUUCUACAUACGUUCAUGGAUUCACUGCUUCUGGGUUCACUAGAGGUCACGCCACAUUCUAUGGAGGAAGUGAUGCCUCAGGAACUAUGGGUGGAGCUUGUGGAUAUGGGGAUCUAUAUUCGGCAGGGUAUGGGACUAGGACUGCGGCUUUGAGUACUGCUUUGUUCAACAAUGGAGCUUCAUGCGGGCAAUGCUAUAGGAUCAUCUGUGACUAUGCAUCAGAUUCCAAAUGGUGCAUUAAGGGAGCAUCCGUGACUAUUACGGCAACCAACUUUUGUCCUCCUAAUUAUGAUCUACCCAGCAACAACGGAGGCUGGUGCAACCCUCCCCUUCAGCAUUUCGACAUGGCUCAGCCUUCUUGGGAGAAGAUUGGAAUCUACAAGGGCGGCAUCGUUCCCGUCUUGUUCCAAAGGGUUCCAUGUAAGAAGCAUGGAGGAGUAAGGUUCGCCAUUAAUGGGAGGGACUACUUUGAGCUUGUUCUGAUUAGCAAUGUGGGAGGUGCAGGAUCUAUUAAAUCUGCCUACAUCAAAGGAUCGAAAACCAAUUGGAUGGCAAUGUCAAGAAAUUGGGGAGCUAAUUGGCAGUCCAAUGCCUACCUCAAUGGCCAGUCUCUGUCCUUCAAACUCACCUCCACCGAUGGAGUAACUAAAAUCUUUACUAACGUUGUGCCUUCAAGUUGGAAAUUUGGCCAAACCUUCUCCAGUUCAGUACAAUUUUCUUAAGCACUGAGCUUUGCUGGGUUUCGGAUUUGGUUGAUAUUUGGAAAGCAGCAGAGGCGUGCUUAAUAUAUUUUACUUGAGCAGCCCGCCAUAUUUAUUUGCGUCAGUUGUCAUAUGAUUUAUCAGGUGCAUUUCGAGCAAACCUCAUCAACUAUGGAUGUUGUUAUCUGUUAUACAACUAAAUAAGAAGCGCGGUAAAGAUGCAGCUCCAGCUUCAACGUGUAGAAAUAUUGUUUACUUUUUGCUACAAUUUAUAAUGUUACAUAUAAAGACAUGAAUCUCAAUUGUAAUAGUUACUGUGUUAGGAGAUCAUAUUACCAUAUGAAAUAUCAUUUUGCACAACGUCAUAUGUUAUUCUGACUAGAAUGCAUCCAGCCAGGUAAAACGCAUUUUUAGAAUGACAACACAUUUUGUAAAUGCAAAACAAAUUUCCAUUCGGAUUCAAUGACUUUAAUGUCUGAUAGAACGCA